GUAAACAACACCGGGGAAUCACGUGAGACGACUUCGCAGCAGAGAGGCAUCGAGCAAGAUGGCGAAGGUUUUGCUUGGUUUGAGCGCUUUCCUCGGAGUAAUUGUCUUGUGUGUUUCUAGUAUUCUCCUUGGAGGAGUAGAGGACGUGGACAAGAAUGACCCUCAGCUGUUAAAAGUUUUAGGUUUUGCCGUAGACAUGUACAACUUACGCUCAAACAACUUGUACCGUUCCAUGGCUGAAGAAGUUGUCGACUCUACAAAGCAGGUAGUUGCUGGCGAGAAGUACUGCAUCGUUGCUACAAUGGGAACAUCCCGCUCUUGCCGUAACGACGAAAACCACAAGUCAGCCACUUUGGAACAGUGUCCUGUUGACACCCAUGAUAUGGUUUGUAAGUUCAACCUUGUCAUCGUACCAUGGGAGCACAAGGAACCUGAUCUUCUGGAUUUUGAGUGCUCAGGACUGAAUGAGAAGGAAUUAGUCUGUGAUCGUCCUGGUAAAAAACAAGACAAAGAAUCUGAGCCAACAGAAGAUGAUAACAUAGUUAAGGAAAUCAAUAUCAAGCCUCAGGAUGAGAAGGAAGAAGCCCUGUUGUCUGAGUUCAAUGCUUUCCUGAAAAAGUACAAGAAAUCCUACCAAGAUGAAACUGAGUACAGGCACCGAAUGAAGAUCUUUGAAAGCAACAUGAGGAAAGCAGCCAAAAUGCAGAAGAUGGAUUCAGGAACAGCUCAAUAUGGGCCAACUAUCUUCAGUGAUCUGUCAGAGGAGGAGUUCCGCAAGCAGAAAUUGAUGCCUGGAUGGGGAAAACCCCUCUAUGAGAUGAAGGACGCUGAAAUUCCCUUAGGUGACAUCCCAGAAAGUGUUGACUGGAGAGAUAAAGGUGUGGUAACUCCUGUCAAGAACCAGGGUUCUUGUGGAUCAUGCUGGGCCUUCUCUACAACUGGGAACAUUGAAGGGCAGUAUGCCAUCAAAACAGGCAAAUUAGUGUCCCUUAGCGAACAAGAGCUUGUAGAUUGUGAUACUAUUGACAAAGGCUGUGAAGGUGGCCUCCCAUCAAAUGCAUAUAAACAGAUUGAGAAGCUAGGUGGCUUGGAGAGUGAGUCUGAUUACCCAUACAAGGGUGCAGACUCCAAGUGCAAGUUCAACAAAGCUGAGGUCAAAGUCACCAUCAACAGUUCAGUUGUUAUCUCAAAGGAUGAGAAAGAAAUCGCUGCCUGGCUGGCGAAGAAUGGACCCAUAUCCAUUGGUAUCAAUGCUAAUGCAAUGCAGUUCUACAUGGGGGGUAUUGCUCAUCCAUGGAAGAUUUUCUGCAAUCCUUCAUCUCUUAACCAUGGAGUACUGAUUGUUGGCUAUGGAGUCAAAAACGGCACUCCCUACUGGAUCAUCAAAAACAGCUGGGGACCUAGCUGGGGAGAGAAAGGCUAUUAUCUUAUCUACCGUGGUGGCGGAUGUUGCGGUUUAAACACCAUGUGUACAUCAGCUGUAAUUGACUAGAUCUACCUGCGCCACAAGCAAAGGGCUACGAAUGCUCUUCUACUUUUUAUCACAAUUUUUAUACGUUUUAUACUCUUUUAUAUCACGGGAAUAAGACAAUCGAUUUGUAAUAUGUACAGUAGUAUGAUGGAGCGGAAACGUUUCCAAUUUUAGAUGAGUAGAAAUUAUGUGCUUUUUUUCAUUUUGUUCUAUACUCAAAUUUGUUUUGCAUGAAAAAAAAACGGCUUAACAAUAUACUUGAUUUUUUUUAUCUCGACCAUACGACAUUAAAUGAAAGUUGUUUA
Molecule: messenger RNA, 1776 nt
Organism: Nematostella vectensis (starlet sea anemone)
Lineage: Eukaryota; Metazoa; Cnidaria; Anthozoa; Actiniaria; Edwardsiidae
Product: cathepsin L
Exons: 15
Coding region: 59-1492 (477 amino acids)
Cellular component (GO): lysosome
Molecular function (GO): cysteine-type endopeptidase inhibitor activity; cysteine-type endopeptidase activity
Source: RefSeq, a predicted model, not a curated record